AUGUUGAAUCUUCCUAGGGAUUUGUCAGAGGAGGUGCUGUGUAGAAUUCCUUUGACAGGUCUGAGAAAAGUCCGAUCUACUUGCAGAAAGUGGAACACUUUAUCCAAAAACACCUUCUUUGCAAAGAAGCAUCUUGCUCAGGAUGCAGAAGCAGCCAAGGAGGAGUUGAUGGUGGUGGUGAUGGAUUAUAGCCUUUAUCUGAUGGGAGUGAAUCUUUCCGACAAGGAAUCAUGUAUAAAGCGACAGAGCAAACUUAUUUGCCCCGAAAUCGAAGUGUUCCAAGUGUUUCAUUGCGACGGUCUAUUGCUAUGCGUGUCUAAAGACCACACGAAGCUGGUGGUUUGGAACCCGUAUUGCGGGAAGCCCCUGUGGAUCGAGCAAGGCAUAAACCUCGGUUUUUGCGUGACUCUCGAUGGGAAUGCCUACUGGCUUGCUACAGCUGCGGUUUCAGGAGAUUGCUGCUUAGUCUGUUUUGAUUUCACAAGAGAGACAUUUGGGCCGCUGUUGCCUCUGCCUUUCGAGCAUUUCCCUCAAGAUGGAGAUACUGUGAGUCUAUCUGUCUGUGGAGGAGGAGGAGGGAAGAAGCUGGCGGUUUUGUUUCAGCCAUGGGACACUUUGAAGGUGGAGAUAUGGGUUACGAGCAAGAUUGAGCCCUGA
This is a messenger RNA of Microthlaspi erraticum, 657 nucleotides long. The record is from the annotation of a GenBank genome assembly. Lineage: Eukaryota; Viridiplantae; Streptophyta; Magnoliopsida; Brassicales; Brassicaceae.